Messenger RNA from Lycium barbarum (goji berry), 3111 nucleotides. RefSeq lists its product as uncharacterized. The record is from RefSeq and is a predicted model, not a curated record. Bases 1 to 3111 code for a protein of 1036 amino acids. NCBI's taxonomy places the organism in Eukaryota, Viridiplantae, Streptophyta, Magnoliopsida, Solanales, Solanaceae. The transcript is spliced from 11 exons.
AUGGCGGAAAGAGAUACUCCAAGUAGGAAUACUCGAGGUAGUCCUCAUGCUUAUGAUGGUCCUAGUUUCUCUUUGGGAUUUUCACAACAACAACUUCCAAUUGCAGGAGAAUUUGCUAAAAUUGCUGCUGAGAGAAGAAGCAAGAAGAUUCAUGAUCCAUCAAGGAUGCGUCAACUUCCUCCAACUGAAGUUCCAAAACGGAGCAAGCCAAAAGAUGAUGUACCAGUAAAAAAAGGUUCUAAAGUUGCUCAACAAAAUAAGAGAAAAGUAACCAAGCCUUCUUCAGACGUUAAGGGUAAAAAUGUUGUUAAAGAUGUAGAUCUGGAAGAGGAUGAACAGGAUCCUAAAUUCUAUGUUAGGAGUCAUCCUGAAGAGGCUCCAUCGAUGCAACGGUACACUAAUAUCGAGGUGUUCAAAGAUAUCAAGAGUAAGCUAACUGUUGCACAGUUAGAGAUCUUUUCCAAGACAAUAUUUGGGAAAUUCCUCGGAAUGCAGCACCUGGAGGUUCAAGCACAAAUUUUUAGGUGCUUCAUGGUAAGAGAGCUCAAGGAGAGCACUUCUGAUUGCUUUACAAUUGAUAUAAAUGGUACCGUAUUGAGAUUUACCAUGAGAGAAUUUGCCCUUAUGAGCGGGCUAAAUUGUGUAGCCGAUGAAGGUGAAUUUACAUACGAUGAGGAAAAAUCGAAUAGGAUUAUGGAUGAUUAUUUUGGUGGAACUAGGAGUAAAGUAAAAAGAUUGGAGUUCAUUGAUUGCUUUAAGAAUAAGUGUUGGGGAGAUAAUGAUGAGGACGCUGUUAAGUUUGCAAUUUUGUUUUUUAUAAAUACAUACAUCUUUUGCGGUGAGCCUCGGAAAACGAAUAUACCAAGGGUUCAUUUUGAAGUGGUUGAGGAUGGAAGGUAUGUAGAUUAUCCAUGGGGCAAAGAAGCUUUUAACGAGUUGAUUAGAAGCAUCAGCAAGAAGUAUUCUGCCACAACACAGUAUUAUAGGAUCCAUGGGAUGCCACUGGCUAUGCAAGUUUGGCUUUAUGAGUGUUGUUCAAGAGUUCCAUCGUAUCUCGCUAUUAAAUCCGGAAAUUCCAUUCCAAGAAUGUUGAAUUGGAGGUCCAUCGACAGUCAGCCCAAAUAUAAUAUUUUGAUGGAAGGCAUUUUUAGAGACGGCAAACAGUCGAGCUAUACAUUUGCAAAUACAAUCCCCACUAGCAGUGAGUUGGAGAGCCUCCAAUUGCCCGAUGUUGUUGUCUGUCGAGAUACAGUAGAAAAAAAUGUCUUAGUUGAUGCCAAUGAAGGUACCCAAGUCACAGCUAUGCCAGUGGAUGACUUUGAUGAUUUCAGUACUACUCCCCCCCACCUUUCUAAGGGCAAACAGCAACAACGGACGAAUCAGACAGAUUCUCCACCUUCAAAGAGACGCAGACAACUUCAUACAACAGCUUCCACAUCUAAGAAACAACAAAUCCACACCGAACCACAGACAACUGUGAAGAAGAAUCACAAGGAUCAAAAGGUUGCUCAAAAACCUAUUUUACAGAAGUCUGCUUCACCAAAGUUGAAUGAACAAAUGAAUAGACCCCAAAACACCACAGUCCUACGUGAUGUCCCUACUAGUUCCAUGAAAGAGGAAAUGCAAUUGCUAAGGAAAGAUUUUCAAGUUUUCAAGGAAUCAGUCGUUGGUGAGUUCACAAGUGAGUUGUCCAAGCUUCGAACUUUCAUGGAUGACAACUUCAAGAAGCUAUUUGAAGCAAUCAAGGUGAACAAUUCUGCGGACAAGGCUGCCGAUAGUGAGGCGCCGGAGCAUCAAACUGAUGCUGGGCUACAGUUAACGCCUGAAGAAAACUUACGACAUGAUUCUACCAUUCAAACAUCUCCUCCGAAACAUGAUGAUGAGUCAAUUAAGGGUGUUGGACCAAAGUUACAUGAGGAAGUUCCGAAAAUUGUAGUAACCGCCGGAAAUUUAAGAGCAGAUACACGUAAAGCUUCAUCUGAAGAGAUUAAUCGGGCGGACGAAGGAUCUUUCAAUUCAACAGAGGGAAUGGUCGCAGAGAUGCUCAUUGAGUUGCCUCUAGAAACUCGUGUACCAGAAGCAGGUGCGGGAAUACAACCCGGGGACAUCACUGAUCAUUCAAUUUUAGAGACUCCACACAGGUUCGAUGAGAACAUUACUAAGUCACAAUGGUUGAUCCCUGACGAAAUGUUACCAAGCCAAAUAGGUUCGUCAAGAUUAUCUGUGUUUCAUCAAACUGGUCACAAAGGAUUUGUUAUGCCAGUAAUGUCUGCUGAUAAAGGAAUACAACAGCCAGUGAUUAAUGCGGAAGUUGUAAUUGCUCAACUAGAUGUUAUUCCAACUAGGAUAGUCAAACCUAGUAAAUACUUCAGUUCACCUUACAUGACCAAUUACGGCUCUGCAGAAGCUUCUGAUCUACUUCUAAGGCAUGAUAAAAAAAAGGGUAAGGAAAGCCGUUACAAAAACAAUAAGCAAGCUUUGGAUCCAGAUGACAUCAAUUUUGGCUUCAAUUUUGGUGUGUUACAUGUUGACGACAAAAACUGGUUCUAUCUCUUAUCGAUGAAUGGACAGUCUUGGAAUGAUGAGCAUAUUGAUGUAAAUUUUUACUACUUGCGGACGAAAGGCAAGUACGACAAGGAUAACAGAUUCAAAUUCACAACUGUUGACUGUAUGUUCUUCUCCAAAAUUGAUGAAAUUCAUCGUGCAUAUGCUAAUCCGGAGGGGAACAGUAGUGUUGCCAGUUCAGAGAACGAAAUAUGCGAGUACAUUAACGGGCAUAGGAUGCUGGCUAAUGUGCCAUGGCAUACAGUUGAUUGUGUUCUCAUCCCUGUCAACAUCAAAGAGGAAAAUCACUGGAUCUUGAUUAUAAUGCCAUUCACUGACAGGGAUUGUGGUGUGUAUGUUGCCGCAUUUGCUGAAUACUUUUGUUCUGGACGAGGCGUUCCAUCUGAAAUUGAUGCAGAAACACUACGUAAUAGAUACGGGGCAUUACUAUGGGAAUACGGAUGGCAAAAGGCUGAUUUGAAUGCCUUCAGUGACAAUGAACUGCCGCCAAGACCAGUUAGGCCUGCCAUAGAUUACAAUGCGGUCGACACAGUAGUUGUUAAUUAG